UGGCGUCCUCAUCUCUUUGCGAUUUUUUAUGUAAAUAAGUAGACACUUGUUUUGACAGAUCUUGAUGAAACAAUAGUUCAGUUUAUUGCGGUUCAGUCCUCCGUUGUCAUAUGAAAUACUAUGGAAAAAGAUGCCCCCGUUAUUUAUGGCUUGGAAUUUCAGGCAAGAGCUCUUUCAGCGCAAACAGCAGAACAAGAGGCUGUCAGAUUUCUUGUGGGAACGCAAUCGCUGAAAUUUAGUAAUAACCAAGUGCAUCUAGUUGAACUUAAUGAAGAAACAGGCAAUUUAAAGACACAAAUAUUUCAACACCCAAUCGGUGAAAUUUGGUCUAUACAAGCAUCACCCACUGAAGCUGAAAAAUUUAUUACAUGCUACAAUACCUUAACAGAUGAAGGCACUUGUCAGAUGAAAGGAGCCCUGUGGAAGAUUCCUUCAUCGCAAGACAUCAACGAUAUAAUUCCUCUUGAGAAACUGGCUGAUAUCGAUACAACCCCUUAUGGGAAUGAUCUGAAAACUAUAACAUAUCAUCCUACGGAUAGUAAAAAGGCUGUAUCUGUUGUGGAUAAUAAUUUUGUCUUAUGGGACUUGAGUUUCAAGCCCCAGGCUGUUACAGUGGGUACGCUUGCUAGUAAAGGCCAGCCAAGAUUUACAAAUGGUAAAUGGAAUCCCCACAGUACCACUAAUCAGUUUGUAACAUUAAAUGAAAAUAAUGUUAGAGGCUGGGACUUCAGAGAUCCAAAGGAACCAGUUUGGACAAUAAUAAAUGCUCAUUCGCAAAUCAUAAGAGACUUGGACUUUAAUUCAAAUCGUCAGUAUUACCUGGCAACUUGCGGGGACGACGGCUACAUGAAGUUCUGGGACAUAAGAAAUCCAACUGAACCUGUUAUGUCCAAAAUAGAACAUUCUCACUGGGUCUGGUCCAUCAGAAUAAAUCGCUUCCACGAUCAAUUAGUUUUGACGUCGAGCAGCGAUUCCAGGGUUAUUUUGUGCAGUGCUGCUUCUAUUUCAUCAGAACCUUUUGGUCAUAUGGUUUCUAUGGAAGAGGGUGCAUCAAUGGAAGAAACUUGUACGAAGGAAAAACUAGAGGAUGGAGUAAUUGGUAAAUAUGAAGAACAUGAAGAUAGUGUUUAUGCUGUUGAAUGGUCAUCAGCAGACCCUUGGACAUUUGCAUCGUUAAGUUACGAUGGGCGACUAGUUUUAAAUAAAGUACCGCGAAAGUAUAAAUACCAAAUUUUAUUAUAAAUAUAUUUAUACAAUUUUUUUAUCAAAGAAAUAAUAUAAGUGUUGAAUUUUUAA
Nasonia vitripennis (jewel wasp) is the source of this 1296-nucleotide messenger RNA. Its product is annotated as EARP-interacting protein homolog. Gene Ontology annotation, biological process: protein ubiquitination. Bases 121 to 1242 code for a protein of 373 amino acids. Lineage: Eukaryota; Metazoa; Arthropoda; Insecta; Hymenoptera; Pteromalidae. The record is from RefSeq and is a predicted model, not a curated record. The transcript is spliced from 6 exons. Gene Ontology annotation, molecular function: protein binding.